Molecule: messenger RNA, 1889 nt
Organism: Lucilia sericata (common green bottle fly)
Lineage: Eukaryota; Metazoa; Arthropoda; Insecta; Diptera; Calliphoridae
Product: probable asparagine synthetase [glutamine-hydrolyzing]
Exons: 1
Coding region: 84-1775 (563 amino acids)
Cellular component (GO): cytosol
Molecular function (GO): asparagine synthase (glutamine-hydrolyzing) activity
Source: RefSeq, a predicted model, not a curated record
UUAACUACCGUUGAUUGAAUUAAAACUUUUCUUAAUAAAUAUUUACAUUUUAUAAACAGUGACGCGUAUUAUUAAAAACAAAAAUGUGUGGAAUAUUCGCAAUCCUCUCGAAAAAAGGACAACCAAUACUACCGAAAAUAUGUCAUGGUUGUGUACACACACUUCGUGAAUUUGCGUAUAGACAAAGUGGAAAACAAAGACAUCGGGGUCCUGACGAAACAGGUGUGGCUAUAAUGCCAGAACAUGGUGUGGCUUUAGUCCAUGAACGACUCGCUGUUAUUGGCGUAAAGACAGGACGUCAGCCUUUAUACUCCGAUGACGGAAAUGUUACAUUGAUUGCCAAUGCUGAAAUAUACAAUUAUCUCGAAUUAGCUGAAUCGAUAGAAAAAAAACGUCCCAAUUACAAUCCACGAAGUGAUUGCAAUGUAAUCGUUGAAUUGUACGAAGAUUACGGAGAAGGCCUGUUUGAACUUAUAACUGGAAUGUUUGCAUUUGUUCUGUAUGACAAAAGUUCUAAAACUGUACUUAUUGCUCGUGAUCCGUUUGGUAUUAUGCCAUUAUACAUUGGAGAGGACGCCGAGGGCAAUAUGUGGAUAUCAUCGGAAAUGAAGUGCUUGGUCGAAUUUUGCCCAAAUAUAAAGAACUUCCCACCAGGACACUAUGUUAUGGGGGAAUUGGGAGGAAAUUUAAAUCCUCAGCGAUUUUACAACCGUCCAUGGCAACAGGAAAUUCCCUGUCAACCAGCCGAUGUUAAUUUGAUACAAGAACGUUUAGAAUCAGCAGUGCGUACACACCUGCAGUGUGAUGUACCUUUUGGAGCCUUGCUUUCGGGUGGUGUUGACUCUAGCCUAAUUGCAUCACUUGCUACGAAGAUAAUGCGAGAAAGGGAUCCAAAUUAUCGAUUACGUACUUUUUCGGUGGGCAUGAAGGGUUCGCCCGACUUUAAGUAUGCUCGAAUGGUGGCUGAUUAUAUUAACAGCGAUCAUACCGAAGUUUCUUUUACGGUUGAGGACUGUCUAGAUGGAGUGCGUGAUUUGAUAUAUCAUUUGGAAUCAUAUGACAUAGCCACUGUACGAUGCAGUUUACCCAUGUUUUAUUUGGCCCGUUAUGUCAAGAGCACUGGUAUCAAAAUGAUUUUGUCAGGCGAAGGUGCCGAUGAAAUAUUUGGUGGAUAUUUGUACUUUUUCAAGGCCCCUAAUUAUGAAGAGUUUCACAAGGAGAUGGUAACACGGGUCGAUCAACUGCAUGUCUCAGACAUUCUGCGAGCCAAUAAAGUUACGAUGUCGAAAGGCUUGGAACUUAGAGUUCCUUUUCUCGAUACAGGUUUUGUGGAUUACGUGAUGUCCAUACGACCGGAAGACAAAAUACCAGGACCGCUUAACUGUUUCAAUGGCACUAUUGCUGACCGAAUGGAAAAAUAUAUUUUGCGCAAAGCUUUUGAAAACAACUAUCUUCCACCCGAAGUACUCUGGCGUCAAAAAGAACAAUUUUCAGACGGCGUUGGCUACGAUUUAAUUGAAGCAUUGCCUCGUUUUGCCGCCAAACAUGUCAGUGAUAUGGAAUUUACCAAAGCUUCCGUACGUUUUCCAAUUAAUACUCCAAAGACGAAAGAAGCUUUCUACUACAGAUGUAUAUUUGAAGAGCAGUUUCCUGGUAAAUCGGCAGCUUUAACAGUUGAAAAGUGGGCUCCUCGACUAGAUUGGGGUUGUCCAGAAGACCCAUCUGGAAGAGCUCAAGAAGCUCAUGCAAAUCGUUUAAAGGAAUAUCUUAAAUAAUUAAUUUCAAAAUAUGCAUACAUAUAAGAAGUUUUUAUAUUAUCAAUUUGUUUAAUUGUUUAAAGUAGUUCAUAUUCUCAAAAUAAAGUAAAUAGUUUAUAGUUAUGAUGCAAA